Molecule: messenger RNA, 3546 nt
Organism: Cyclospora cayetanensis
Lineage: Eukaryota; Apicomplexa; Conoidasida; Eucoccidiorida; Eimeriidae
Exons: 6
Coding region: 1-3546 (1181 amino acids)
Source: RefSeq, a predicted model, not a curated record
AUGGGCCUGCUGCAGCAGCACGAGGGAUCCAGCCCCUCUUCCGCCGCUGCAUCUCCCUGCCAGCAGCAGCCGAAGGAUGAAGCAGAAGAGUGCCAGCAUCAGCGACAGGCUGUGUAUCGCGUGCGGCUUCCGAGAGCUCUGCUAUUCAAGCCCGUGCUGUCGCACACCCCCGAAGAGGCCCCUCCGUCAGCGGAAAAGGACUUUGAACUGUCUCUUGAGGAGGCAGCAGCCAGCGCAGUAGAGAGCUGGAUUGAUCCCGAUGGCUCUGAUUUUGCUGCCGCUGCUCAGGGCGAGAUCGCAUGGGUCUUAUCAUGCCUCUUGUUCCAUGCCUUCCCAGUAUUCGUUGCGUGCUUGUGUGACAACGCAGCAGUGCUGCCUCUCCUCGCGUAUCGUGUGGCUGCCCUCUUCGCUUUCUUUGACGCCAAGAGCAAAGAUCCCCUGGCUGUCGGUACACUCGGCCGAACACUCUCUUGUCUUCUGCGGUCCCUUGCUUUCGUCCUCGGGCGCCUCCUCAAGGGGCCCCUUGGAAGGAGGCGUCUCAAGCUCUCUGUUGCCGCAGCCGCGGAAAACGCCACUGUUGUUGCAACCCCUCCUCCGGAUGCAGCUGCAGAAGCGCCGGCAGCAGCACAGCUGCCUGCUAGUCACGUGCUGUAUCAACACCACUCGUUCAAUCUGUACGCAGAGUUCUGUCUCUGCAUGCGGGGGAACCCCCAGAGCGUUGAGGCGCCCCUUCCUGCCUCUGGAUCUUUCGACAUCCUCCCUCUUCCGGCUGUCGCUGGAGUCACUUUUCCCCUCGUAGUAUCCGCAAAAAAGCGCUGGAGCCUCGAGAAAGGGGCCCCUAAGACCUCCUCUUCGGGAGCCUCCGCGGAGAGAGCUUCGCUGGAUGCUGUGGACGUAAGAGAAGAUGAAGUCGUCUUCUUAGGAGAAGGACUGAGGUUCAGGAUUUUGGAGUGUAUCCGCAUCCUCGUGCGUGCAGCUUCCGGGAGAGACGGGUAUAUGGCAUUGGUGGAAAGCGUGACGCGCUCGGAGGUGCCUAUACACCUCAAGGCCGUCUGUCUGCCAGGUCUCCUGGCAGCCACUGCAAAGAUAAGGAGGAAGAAAGAUCGCUUCAUAACGCAACUUUGCUCGAUCAUUAUGAACAAAACGCUUCCCGUACGCGCGCCGCAUAGCGCAACAGAAAGCCUUGCCAAGUUGCUGCCCUCCACGGCCAAACGGGUGCUUCGAAUCAAAGAGAAGCAGCAAGUUCAGCAGCAGCAAGUUCAGCAGCAGCAAGUUCAGCAGCAGCAACAGGAGCCGGGAGUGAAGGGCUCCUUCCCCGUAUUGGCUGUUGGAUCUGAUGUCUCCUUGCCUCUGCGGCUGCUGAUCCUUGCCCACGCGACGCAAGGCCUUGUUGUAGCGCUAGAUGCAGGAAGCGGUGCAUCGAACGGUCUAGAUAAGAAGACUGAGAGCUUUGGUCAGGAGGAGCUCGAGCAAGAGCGCGAGGCACAAAAAAAAGGAUCAGGAGAGGCGGAUCCGCAGACUGAGCAGCACGCCGACAACCCCCUCGUGGCGAUGCAUGCCAUACAAUCCGUCCUCUUUAAAGCCUUGGAGUUGUCAGUGCCUCUUCUCGCGGAUCCCUUCAUGGCUCCCCCUACUCCUGAAGGAUCUGCAUGCGUUCAAAUAGACCGCUCCAGGCUGCACAGCAUGCAGCGGGAACCUUGGUCGGGGGCUUGCCAAGCGCUUGCCGAGUGUGCCGUCAGAAGUCGUGCUGGGCUUGUCACUGCGCAGCAGCAGCAUCAGCAGCAGCAUCAGUAUCAGUAUUACUCACAGCAGCAGCAGCGGCAGUGGACGGCGGAGGAGCUUUCUUUGUGGUUCGCAGUUGAUUCGCUUGUACGUCAGUCGGGGGCUUUACUGUCUCGAGGCGAAGAAACCCUCUGUUACGCUUUGCAGCGGCUCAAUAUCUGUGCUGCACCAGCUCCGCAACAAGGCGACAUGGAGGUGGGACCGCUUGCCUCAGCCUGUCUGGUGUAUGGACUGCUCAUUCUGCUGCUCGGCUCACCCUCUCUUCCUGCCCCCAUAUGCCUCGCCCAGCGCGCAGUCUGGGCUCUUAAGGCUGCCUGCAUCUUCAUGCAGCACGCAGAUGCGGAAGCCGCAGCCACUGCUGCUGCAGGCACAGCGCGGCAGCAGCAGCAGCAGCAGCAGCAGCAGAAGGAGCACCUAGCCGCUGCAGCAGAGAGCGUCGGGAUCUGGAAGGAGGCUCGAUGGCUCCUGCAACGCAAAGCAGAGCAGCUGCUUGUUUUCGGUGUAUCCUUGCUGCCGAUAGUGCAGCAGCAACACCCCGAACGCUUCGAGACUCCCCACAGCCUAAGGGCCUACCCCGCGCUGCUGCUGCUCCUGCUGCUGCAGCAAAUGGCGUCAGCAUCCACCAGCGCAGCUCGUGGCUUCCUCAUCCUCUCUCAGAUGGGAGGGCGCCUCCACGCUGCAGCCGAGGAACAAGACGGCUGCCUUAGCUCCCUUGGCAUCGCCGAUGUGGAAGACGGUCCUGUAGAGGCCUCUUUCUUGAAGGAAAAACUCAAGGCGGAGCACUUCGCCCUCAGAGGAGGAGACAUGACUGUCUUGUACAGAUGCGUCGCUGUUCUGACAGGGGUUUUUGCAUGGAAGGCACAAAUAUCACUUUUUCAGUCGCUGCUGAAUCCGAAAGAGUUUCAGCUACCAGACGCUGCCACUGCUGCUGUUCUCAUCCUCCUAAAGGAGCGGUGGUGCCUUCAGGUACUCCACUACCAGAAUGCGGAUGCUCCUGCUGCUGCUGCUGCUGACGCCAAUCCGCAAGUAUCUCAGCCAGCAGGUGCAGUUGGAGGGGCGAAGGAUCCCUUAUUGGCUCUGACGAAUUUGAACGUGUUAGCCUUUGUAGUGCAAACGCAACUUAUCAACAGAGAGGAAACAAUAGCUGAAGGCUCAGAACGCCUCUCUUGCGUCCUCAAUUGGCUAAAACUAGUCCUCCUACAGGGUCAUAAGAACCCGAACAGGGGGCCUAAUAAGGCACACGGCAGCAACCCUUUUUAUGCCAUGGGUUUGCUGCUCCUACGAUCCCUCAAGCAGCCGCUCCUAGAGGCUCUGCGGAGGCUAGCGAGUCAAGCGGAUGCGGAAGAGGUACUAACACAGAGCCGUGGGGGUCCGGAAGGUCUGAGGGGCCCCCAAUGUCUUUUGGGAAGGGGGGCCCCCUCCACAGCAGAUAAAGUUGAGCUGCUGAGGCCUUGUGGAGGGGCAAUGCGACACUCUAGCGCUGCUGCGGAGCAACGCAUGCGGCUGCAGCUGGUCUGUCUGGUGCUACAAGAGGUAAGAGAUCUGGUUUAUCAGGCAGCAGAUGCAGCAAAAGGAACAGAAUAUUUCUUUCGAAAAGCUGUUGUAAUUUGUCACUUUCGCGUCACGGGGCUCGGGCAAGAAGGGAAGGAAGACGGCAACGAUGCCCAUUGUUGCGACCUCGAUUUGCACUCCGCCCGUCCGCAUGGACUUGCAUCGAGCAACCUACAGCUUAACAUACAUGGUGUUCGCAUAUGUAGUGUGUAA